Messenger RNA from Ostreococcus lucimarinus CCE9901, 3189 nucleotides. RefSeq lists its product with no specific name. The record is from RefSeq and is a predicted model, not a curated record. Gene Ontology annotation, biological process: carbohydrate metabolic process. Gene Ontology annotation, molecular function: pullulanase activity; carbohydrate binding. Bases 1 to 3189 code for a protein of 1062 amino acids. The transcript has a single exon. Lineage: Eukaryota; Viridiplantae; Chlorophyta; Mamiellophyceae; Mamiellales; Bathycoccaceae.
AUGCGGUCGAACGUCGCGCUCCGAGCGUCCACGACGUCCGCGCACCGAUGGUCUCGCUUUUCGUCGUCGCCGUCGUCCACGAGACGUCGCCAACAUCAGCGCCAACAUCACCAUCUUGAUGUCCAACACCGUCCUUCUCGUCCCGUUCGCGUCGCCGCCGCGCCCGCGGAGAAGCCGACGGUCGAAGAAGACACCGCGCGCGUGCUUCGCGUGCGAUAUCACCGCAAAGAUGGCGCGUACGCGCGAUGGGGCGCACACGUUUGGGGACGCGGCGCGGCGUCGCCGACGCCAUGGGACGCGCCGCUUGCGGCGACGACGGAUGACGCGUCGGAAUGGGUGACCUUUGACGUCGAGCUCUCGGAUAUCUCUCGCGGUGAUGGAUCGGUGAGCGUGCUGAUUCAUAAGGGCGAGGCGCAAGACUGUCGAGUAGAGGAUUUCGACGCGACGGCGGCGCCAGAGGUGUUUUUGGUGAGCGGAUAUUCGAGCGCGUUCGAGACGGAGCCCGAUUUGACGUCGUUGCCGAAAGGAGACAUAGAAAAGUAUCGCGCGAUCUGGGUCGCCGAGCGCGUGAUCGCGGUGCCGGGGGAUUUCGCGAACGAUGGGGACUCGUUCACGCUCGUGAGCUCGUCCACGGCGGAUUUGAAAGUCACGGGCGAAGGCGUCGUCGGCGGCGACGACGUCGUCACCGUGGUUCGUUCGGGUGAGUUACCUUCGAGCGUGUGCGCAAAGUUUCCACACAUCAAAGCUGCGGGCUAUCGCGCGCUCGAAGUUCCUUCGAGCGUCAACGUGCGAGACGCGUUGAAGCGCCAAAUCGCCGUAGCCGCGGUGGACGCCGCGGGUAAGCCGACGGAUGCCACGGGCGUGCAGUUGCAAGGCGCGAUCGAUGAUUUAUUCGCUUACGAUGGACCUCUCGGAGCGGAAUUUGGAGUGAACGACAAAGUCACGCUACGCGUGUGGGCGCCCACGGCCUUGAACGUCGCGUUGGCGUUGUUCGACGAACCCAGAGGAGAGGAGACGAGACGCGUCGUCGCGAUGACGCGGGACGAGACGUCGGGGGUGUGGAGUGCGACCGGUGACGAUUUCAAGGAUAAAUAUUACAAUUUCGAAGUCACCGUAUUCAACCCGACGACUGGGAAAGUGUCGACGAACGUCGCGUCGGAUCCGUACGCUCGGAGCCUCGCCGCCGACGGUCGCCGAGCGCACGUGUGCGACAUUUCGCGAGACGACCUCAAACCCAAGGGAUGGGAGACGUUUGAGAAGCCAAAGUUCACGCAUCCCGUGGAUUGUUCAAUCUACGAGCUACACGUGCGAGAUUUCAGCGCGUUGGAUGAAACCGUGAGCGCUUCUGCGCGAGGCAAGUAUUUAGCGUUCUGCGAAGAAUCGAGCGUGUGCGUGUCCCAUCUCAAAAAGCUCGCCGACGCCGGUCUCACGCACGUGCACCUGUUGCCGUCUUACGACUUUGGUUCCGUGCCCGAGCUCCCAGAAAAUCAGCUGUCGGUAGACUUCAAAGAGUUGGCCAAAUUACCACCGAAUUCUCGAAAGCAACAAGAAGAAAUCAGUAAAAUUGCAUGGUCUGAUUGCUUCAACUGGGGAUACGACCCCGUGCACUACGGCGUGCCCGAAGGCAGUUACGCCACCAAUCCAGACGGUCCCCGGCGCAUUUUCGAGUACCGCCAGAUGGUGCAUGCGCUCGCCUCGAACGGAUUACGCGUCAUAUGUGAUGUGGUGUAUAAUCACACCUUGUCGUCCGGACCGAGUGACGUCAACAGCGUCUUGGAUAAAAUUGUCCCGGGGUACUACCAUCGACGCAACUUUGACGGAUUCAUCGAGGCGAGCACGUGUUGCAACAACACGGCCAGCGAGCAUUACAUGAUGGAUCGUCUCAUUGUGGACGAUCUCGUGCACUGGGCGAAAGAUUAUAAGGUUGAUGGAUUCCGAUUUGAUUUAAUGGGGCACUUGAUGCUGUCCACGAUGCUUCGAGCGAAGGACGCGCUCCAAUCGUUGACGCUCGAGAAGGAUGGUGUCGAUGGUAAAUCACUGUACCUGUACGGAGAAGGAUGGGAUUACGCCGAGGUGGAAAAAGGUCGCGUCGGCAAGAAUGCAUCGCAGCUAAAUUUGGCUCACACUGGUAUCGGAAGCUUUAACGACCGCGUCCGCGAGGGUUGCAUCGGAGGCAGUCCCUUUGGCGAUCCUCGCAUGCAAGGUUUCCUCACGGGCUUGUACUACACCCCCAACGGCGCCGUCGAUCAAGGAGACCAAGACUCCCAACGCUAUAGAAUGAUGGAGGACGGCGAGAAGAUAAUCGCCGCGCUCGCUGGAAACGUCCGUGAUUUUGUCUUUGUCAAUCGCCACGGCGUCGAGGUUCCGUCGAGUUCGGCGGCUUGGCCAGACUCAAACGUUGCCUACGCGGGCGAACCGGAAGAAACGGUGAACUACGUCAGCGCGCACGAUAACGAAACCCUAUUCGAUUGCAUCAUGUUAAGAGCGGCGGCGUCUGUGUCUCUGGAACAAAGGUGCCGAAUCAAUCAUUUAGCGACGGCGAUUGUGGCGUUGUCGCAAGGCGUGCCAUUCUUCCACGCGGGCGACGAAAUCUUACGGAGUAAAUCUUUAGACCGAGACUCGUACUCCAGCGGUGACUGGUUCAAUAGGCUGGACUACUCUGGGGACACGCACAACUUCGGCGUCGGGUUGCCCGGGGAGCAAAAGAACGGCGAUAGAUACGACUUCAUCACGCCCAUGCUCGCCGAUACGUCGAUGCGCCCCUCGAAAGAGUUCAUCGAAGAGGCGACGAGAAACUUUUGCGAACUUCUGAGCAUCCGUCAAUCGACGCCACUGUUGCGUCUUCAAACCACGCGAGACAUUCAGCGUCGCAUGAAGUUUUAUAACCGCGGACCGGCGCAAACGCCUGGGCUCAUCAUCGCUAGUAUCAACGACGGCGACGCGUCCACGCCUGGGUUACCAUCGCUCGACGCGAACUACAAGCGCGUCGUGCUCGCGUUCAACGCCACUCCGAACGAAAUUUCACAUCACGAGGCUGGGCUUAAAGUUGAUUUCGCUGGCGUCGAUCUCGAAUUACAUCCGCUCGUCGGCGGCGUCACCGCGGACGCCGUCGCGAUGAGGAGCGUCUUCAUCGAAGGCGUUCCCACGAUUCCUCCGUACACGUGGACCGUGUUCGUACAGCAUAGAUAA